Messenger RNA from Cydia fagiglandana, 3105 nucleotides. RefSeq names its product N-acetyltransferase eco (gene eco). The transcript is spliced from 12 exons. The record is from RefSeq and is a predicted model, not a curated record. Gene Ontology annotation, cellular component: nucleus; chromatin. Bases 59 to 2950 code for a protein of 963 amino acids. Lineage: Eukaryota; Metazoa; Arthropoda; Insecta; Lepidoptera; Tortricidae. Gene Ontology annotation, molecular function: protein-lysine-acetyltransferase activity. Gene Ontology annotation, biological process: mitotic sister chromatid cohesion.
UAACUCGACGCGGGUUACAUCAAUUUAGUGUUUAUUAGCUAUUAUAACAACAUCUACGAUGUCCGCGGUAACUCCGCGUCGUUCUUCAAGGCUUCCCCACAAUCACACGCCAAAAAUGAGUGAAAGAAAGAAGGGGCUGUUUCAAAGUGAAUUGGAGGCGUCGAGGGAGUCUCUGACGAAGCAUCGAAGGCUGCCGGUGGUGAACAGCGAGAGUGACAGCGAUGACUGCGACCUGGGCAUCAUGGGUACCCUGGACUCUAGCUCUGGGGACGAAGUAGACCAUAGCGUGCCUAAGACGCCUGAACGCCAUUGGUACGGCACUCGAAGCUCAAAACUGCUCAAAGAAAACCACGAUCUGAAGAGCUUCAUCAAAUCACCAUUCACUCUCAACAAGUACCACACAAGGUACUCCUGCCCGGAAAAAUUUACGGGCUCCCACUCCACUCCGGUGACCCCACACAUGCAGAACCACCCCGGGACCCCAUCCUCCACACAUUCAUGCAACAGUGUCCAUACAACGUCUUCUACCUCAAGCAAGGCUCGGAAGAGCCUCGCAUCCUUAAUAGCUGACACGGAGAGCUGCAGCAGCUCUUUAAAGGAUCUUAACUUCGAUACGGACUCCGGUACGGACACCAAAGAGAACACACCAACGAAAACUUUAAGAAGGUCCAAUAGAAACAAAAUGACACCGAAACUACAAAGUUUCAAAGGUGUACUUUUAGAACAGAAGAAGAAUGUUACGCCACCAAAUAAGAACCCGGUUGUGAGCUUGACUAAGAUGGAUUUAGCUACUAAUCUGUCACCAACACAAAUGUUAAAGACGCCUCAUACAACUGAAGCUACCAUGUCACCUCCAAAGCUAAGUCACCGGCGCUCCGUUGUUGAAAUAGCAGAAAGCCCUGAAACCUGCGAAAGUGAGAUAAGCCACAAGAGACUGCGUAACAACAGUCUUACUGAGUACGGUCCCGUGUCUAAAUACCCUAAAAUCGAUGCCAAUUCCGCUCCUAAAGCUCGUCUGUCUCUCUUCAACAGCGAUAAGUUAAAGAUAUCAGCCAAAUCUUUCUAUGGCAAUUCUAGCCCAGAUUUAAAUAGCAGCAUUACAAACAAAAUUUCUAGUUCUAUGGAAACCUCAAUAACAAUCAACCGUCGCCUCUUCUCAAGCCACCCACACAGACGCAAGAAGAAAUCAGGACAGAUAAACAUGGGAGUGAGACACAGAAUCAGAAAGCCUAAAGUGCUGAAAAACAAGAUGUACGCUAAAGGCAACCGGUAUAUGAACAAGUCUGAUUCAGCUGUUCUAAAUAACAGCACAGUUUCAAACGUUUCGGCCAAUAAUCAAAGCAUGAAUAACGUUUCUAUGACGAGUCAGAAUUCCUCACAGGAAUUGGACAAAGAUAAAGCGGACCCGUUUGGCAAGGAAAAGUUAACCAUAGAAGUGCUCCUCAGCCAAUGGGAAGAGGAAGAUGAACCGGAACCCAGACCUGAGCUGCCAUGCUUCAAUAGUACUGUCAUAGAGGAGACUAGCCCGAUCUUCCAGCCGGUCACCGCUAUACCUGUGUCGGGGCAGGCUCUGCCGCAGGACGGAGCAGUCAUUAUAGAGUUAGGCUCUGACAAGCCAGUGAAGCCCAAUGAGGCAGUGGGGACAGCUGAUGUGACCAUGAUGGAACUGCACAAGGCGGACCACGGCGAUGUGCCAGAUGGGCAGUUCCUACCCGUGGACGGCGGAUUCAUACUAGUUCAAGAUAAUGUACCUGCAGUACCUCAAGAAGAGCUGACCGAUCUGGACGAGAUCGAACGCGAGCUUAAAAUGCUGGACGAGCAGAUUCUGAUGAUGACGCAAACUGAUACACCCGUCUCUGUACGAGCUGCCAACUCAGCAGGAGACACUCCUCCUGUAGUAGGAACUCUUACUGGUGUUCCUAAACGAAAACCUAAAAAUCUUGUGUCAAUUAACAAACUUAAAAAAAAUUGCUCGAAAUCUGCAAUGCCACCAAAGAAAAAGUGCAUAACCGCUAAGGAGGUAGUGAUAAACGUUUUCAACCAGGUGUUUAAAGAAAGAGGGAAUGUGACCGAGGCAGCUCUAGAAACUUCUAGAUAUGUUAAUGUGAAGUAUACUGUUGUGAGGACCAUAAUAGGGGAGUGGAUGGACGGAGAAGAAAUGGUGAAGCGUGGCGAAUCGGGCGUGCCAGAAGUAGAUGCAAAGCCGGAUGACGCCACGAAACUGUUCCCCAUAUUCAGCAAUCCGAACCCUGGGACUUGCACGCCUAGCUCUAAAGGUAAAAGCAGUAAGAAGUCCUUAUUGAAAGACGGGAGCAACCAGUACGUGAUAGACGCGGGACAGAAACAGUUCGGCGCUACACAGUGCACCGAGUGCGGGGUUAUAUACCAGAUCGGUGACCCUCAGGACGAGCAUGACCACCUGGUCCACCACAAUGCGACUGAUGUGCUCAAAUUCAAUGGUUGGAAAGAAGAAUGCGUCGUCGGCAGGUGGGACAGUGCUCGCUGCAUCCGAGUGCGAGGUGGUGAAGCCAACUGGAAGCGAGUGGCAACCCUGCUCACUAGGGUUGUCCACGCGCAGCUCGGGUACAACGCCGAGCUACCCGGCGACAUACACGCUUACACGGCAUACCUAUAUAUUGAUAAGAAGCAGAUAGCUGGCUGUGCCAUCGUCCAGCCCAAGACCAGGGCCUUCAAGCUCAUACCCGGGGACCCUGACUGCUGCACGGUUGAGGAUUACCCUGUCAAAUGCGGUAUAUCUCGUAUCUGGACGCACGCGUCGUUCCGCCGGCGGGGCGUCGCGUCGCGCCUGCUCGACUGCGCGCGCGCAUCCUUCCUGUACGGCGCCGCGGUGUCCAAGCGUGACGUCGCCUUCAGCGCACCCACUGCCGCCGGUAAAGCCCUAGCCACUAAGUAUUGCGGUACUGCCCAGUUUUAUGUGUAUCUCGAUUGAAUUUAUUUUGGACUUUGAGAGUCCCCCCUAUACGGCUGUAUAGUGUACAUCGAAAGUAUGUAGAGUCACAGAAGGUAAGUUAACUCGAAUAUUGUUAGUAGAUUUCAUGACUAAAUUGUGAAUAGGUGGCUAUAGGGAAUAUAGGAGGCGCAACU